Messenger RNA from Drosophila melanogaster (fruit fly), 10482 nucleotides. RefSeq names its product twenty-four (gene tyf). Bases 725 to 6460 code for a protein of 1911 amino acids. NCBI's taxonomy places the organism in Eukaryota, Metazoa, Arthropoda, Insecta, Diptera, Drosophilidae. The record is from RefSeq and is marked reviewed. The transcript is spliced from 8 exons.
AUCCCACUAAUUAGUUGCAAAACGGGCAGGCAAUCUCGUGUUGAUUAGUAAGAUGCAAGCCUAGAGCAAACGCCGAUUUAGCAAUCUCAACGGCUUGCCCCUACAAACAACAAACAGCAUUUGUCAACCCUGGCACGCAGCGUAGUUAGCAACACUGCUUUUUAGCCAAAAAAAAAAAAAAAUAAAAAAAAUGAAUAUGGAAAGAGACCAGUGCUUUUUAAAGAAAUUCGAAGUCAGUGGGCCGCAAGGGGUCGCCAAAGACUAAACAGACGCACCUGCUACCACCCACCGCCCCUUGUCGCUCGUCCGCAUGACCAGAACAACAACAAAUGCUGCAAAACACCCAAUCCGUGCGCACACAUUUCCGUAUUCCGGUCUGUUUGCGAGCAAUCCGCAUCCCCGUGCCCAGGAACCUACGUAAAUGCCGCGAGCAAAGGUUUGAGCCGGAGGAGAGCUACUGACGACAGGCCUGUCAAGUGCAGCAGGAGUCCAAACUGAUGCGCAAUAGGUGGGCUCCCCUGUGCCUCAAACCGUCUGGAAGUCGAGAGGAAUCGUUAGGAAUCGGCGGAACAGCCUGCAGAGCACUUGCAGUCGCGGUGGCAACCACACGGCGGCUGGGCAGCUGGGCUACCUAGAAACAUCGCGAAGAGAAGAAACAGUUUAUUCGAGGAAUUCGAAUGGCAUUUGUUUUUCUCCUUCGUUGCAUGCCACCAAACGAAAGAAGAUGAACAAUGAACAAACGCCGUCAUCAUCGGACACACCGGCGGAUCGUGUGGCAUCUGGUGGAGCAGCUGCCAAACUGCCAACGAUCAUACCGGACACGCCCAUCGUCUCGAUUGCCGCUGGCACGAUGAGCGAGAGCACCACGACGACCACCGUCACCAAAACAACGCCGACGCCGUUCCCACAGGAGCAGCUUAUGACCAUGAUGUCAGACCAUGUGGCGAAGGCAGACGCGCAGCUUGACGAGGCCUGUAGGAACCAGGGGGCCAAAGACGAGGACAGCCAAGGAGCGGCACCAGUGGCUGCCAACCAUGUAGCCACCAGCGGCAGUAGCAGCAGAGGCAAUGACCCCAAGAAGUCAUCAUCCCCUAGUAAUAGCCAUAGCUCUGGUAACCACGCAGCCACGGCAGACGCUGCCAAAGGAUCCGCAGCAGAAGCAGCAGCAGGAGAUACGUCCUUCUCGCAGGUCUUUGCCAUGCUAAAGGAUUCGCCCAGCGCUGAACUGUCGCGACCAAACCGCAGGGUACUCCAGUACGGAGCCACUGCCAAGGGCAAGACCCAGGACGAUCAGAAUGUCGGCAAGCGACAGAAGAAGAAAAAGACAAAAUACGAUACCUGGGAAGAUAGCGAUUUUAAUGAUCUGGACGACGCAUCAUUGAAGAAACUUCUCGAAGAGGCCUACUGGUAUCGAAAUCCUGGCGACAGGAAGAACAAGAGCGAGCGAUUUCUGCAAAUGCUCAAAAAGGCUGAGUACGACGAAGAGAUCUCUUAUCGUGCCAUCAAAUCCUGCCUCACAAUCAACCCAUCCGCACUAACGUCCAGUGCAGCAACAGGCUCGAGCGGCGGGAGCAGCAGCAGUGCAGGGCACAACAGCAGCUAUAAUUCCACCAAUCACCGGUCAACGGAUCCCGGCCAGCGGCACAAGCAGGGCGGCUCCCUGCAGGAUCUCGUUGAGGCGGCGCACCGCAGCGAACUGGCCACAACCUCGGCGGCGGCGGCAGCAGCAGCGACAGCGGCAGCAACCCAACGUUUCAACUGUGAUUACCAGCUGAGUGGUCGCUCCAAUCGCCGGCAGCAGCAGCAGCAACAGCAGCACAACCAAAACGCCACCUCCUCCGCAUCCGCAUCCAAAAAGAUCAAGAACUUAAACGUCUCGGGCCGGCAGCGCGAAGGAGGCAGCCUGCCCAGCAGUGUUAACUUUGAGCCGGCAUCGUCUGCCAUGGAAGCCAAGCAGAAUAAGCAACAGGCUCAGCCUUCGACAGAAGCUGCAGGUGGCUCGUUUUCGGGGUCGGUCGGUAACAAGCACCACCACCGCAGCAGCACCGGCAGUUGCAGCAGCCUGAUAACUCAAUCGCGCGAUACGGAGGCAAACAAUCAGUUCGACUUGGACAUGGACGAUGCGACGGGUGUUGGUGCCAGCGCCGUUGUCGGUGCCAGCGGCGACCAAGACGACAACAUGUUGGAGCAAUUGGAUCCUCAGAACCCCUCGAUGAAGUUUCUGAUUGACGCCCUAAACGACACGCCAUUGGAGGCCAGGUACACCGGUGCCGGCAAAAAGUUCCUAAUCGACGACCGGUUGCAUUUUUCCGUCCUGGAGCUGUCUGCCAGGAGGAAGCUGCAGCAGCAGGCACAAUACCUGGCCGCCCUCACCGGACAAUUUGGUCUCGGCCUGGAGGAGGAGAAGCGCAAGGUAGAGGCCGGCUACGUGUCGCUCAACGACAACUACACGGCGUGCUCCUCAGUUUACGGCGGCGGUGCAGGUUCGCCAGCUGCCGUGGAGGGCAGCAAGCCCUCUACCUCCUCCUCGGCCGUGUCUGGCGGUAGCAACUGCGGUGCCUCCUCUGACGCACUGUCUAGCGAUCUGCGACCUGCGAAGAUUGGACGCAUGGUCCCCGCCGCAGCGGCAGUGGCAGCUGCGCCAAUGGGUGGCAAGACGACUACUCGACAGCUAGACGAGAAUGGAAAUGCAUUGGGCGAUGGUUUCGGGGGCAGUGCAGCCAGUGGCUCCAGUGGCGCCAGUGGCGCCAGUGCUGCCGCCAGCAGUAGCAACGGCAACGGUAACGCAAACCAGUUCACAGCUCUAAUAACCCCCACGGUGGGAUCCAGUGUACCCACCUCUACUGUCGCUCACCGUCAGAAUAGUGUCUCCACGCUGCUCUCCACGGGCACCAACACUACAACAACGGCCAUGGCAGCGGCGGCGGUGGCUGCAUCCUACAGCCAGUUGCAACAGGCACCGGUCGGAGGCGCGGCUGGAACGGUUUCUGGGAUCGGCAUUGGCAUGCAGCAGCCCACCAAGCAGAAGACGAAGAAGAAGUCGCAGCAGGAGCGCAACACCACCACCGUCGAUGUGGAGUCGGUUGCCGGCUAUAGGGGCAAUGAUCCUGUUGAGCAGCUCGUCAAGUACAUUGAAAACGAUGUCAACGGUGGCGGAAACAGUGCCGCUGGACAGCGCAAGAAGGAGCGCAAGAAGCAAAACAAGCUCAAGAAGAGCAACUCGUUGGAGGAGCUGCGCACCUGCUCAAAAAUGGAGGUGGACGAUUUGAAGCGCCAGUCGGCGACCACGGAGAUGAUGCGACAUAAGAAGGGCACGAACAAUGCAUCCUCGGGCGGAUCGUCGUCGACGGCCUCUGGUUCCUCAAACAGUGGCAAGCACAACUCGGCAUCCGUGGCGGAUAUUAACAAAAACUGCAACAAGGAGCAGCAACAGCAAUCGACGCCGACGGUGCAAGUGCGCAACAGCAACAAUCCAGGAACGCAGCAGCGGAAGGGCGAGCGUCGGUCCUGGGGCACCGAGGAGUUGCAGUACCUGGGUGACCACCAGGAAAUAUCCGCUGCCUGGUCGGAGCUGGAGACUGUGGGCCAGAAGGAGCUGCCGCUGGCGCUGCCCGCCUUGGCGCGCAUGUCCGAACUGGAUGCCCUGAAUACCGUCUUGUCGGAGACCGCUGAGUUCCAUGUGGUUACCAAGAAGAAGAAACCAAAGAAGCAGCGUGCUGUUACCAUGGACGAUGCGGCGGUGGCUGCAGCUGCCGUCACGGGCGGCAACUUACAGCGCAUGCAGCAGAUCACCAAGUCCGCGUCCUCCAACAUCAUGUCCCAGCGGAUGCACUACUAUACUCCGUACAACAGCAACAAUGGUGGAGGCAGUGUCAACUAUAAGCAACAGCAGCAACAGAGCCAACAGUACCAGGAGCACUACCAGGCGCCACAGGGGCAGCACCACCAUCACCACCAUCAUCAUCACCACCAUCAUCACCAUCACAGCGGCUCGGCGGUUUCGAAUCAGGUGGAUAGCUCACGGCGCAAGUCCACGUCGUCUAUGCCCCCAUCGGAGAAAUCUGACUCCAGUGAUCUCGACUCGGUCCACUCCCUGCCCAUCCAGACGGGGAAGAAGAAGAGCCUAGGCGGUGGCAACAACAAACAACGGGGGGCGCCGUCAGCCAGUCAACGCCAGGCCAAGCAAAACAACAAUGCUGCAGCCCCCAUUUCGUAUGCGGAUAUCGCCCGGAACAAGCAGGAGGCUCUAAACAAUGCCACGGCCAGCGACACCGAGUUGGAGCUGGGCGACAAGAUGCAGAUCAAGAGUGGCGGCAAAUCCAAGUCGCGACCCGAUUUCCCGGAGCUGCCAGGUGCUGUUACGGCAGUGGCUGCCAGUGGAGGUGCAGCCAAUCAGGCGACGGUUGUCAGCAGCCAAAAUACGCCACCAUCCUCGUCCAGUUCCAUCAGUUAUUCGCAGAGUCUCAAUGCAACGCCGCCCAGCAGCAGCAGCGAUGCGGAGUCCACCAACUCGCCGGAGCUGCUGGCGCAGGUGCAGAUACCGGCUUACAGCAUGAUCACGCCAACUCUAACAGCCUCCAUGAUCAGCAGUGUCAGCAGUUCUGUCGCCAGCACCUCUUCCACAUCCUGCUCACCGCCAGCUCUGCAGAAAUCCAAGAGCGUGGAGCACGACACCAGCUACAGCUGCAAUAGUAGCAACUUGGAUCAACAGUAUCCGGCACUAGAAAAGACCGUCAAGCGGCAUAGCACCAACAACGUGUCUGUGGCCGUCGCAGCCUCCACCUCGGCAUCGGCGUCCUCCUCGUUGUACAACUUUGCAGCGGCAGCCAAGCAGCAGCUGACAGAGAACACCCAUUCGGCCGUAUCGCCGCCGGCAGCUGUAACAACUACCUCAACCGCAGUCGCAGCCUCAGCUCCAGCUCCAACUACAGUUACAGUUCCAGCUGCAGUUACAGUUCCUUGUUAUUCCUCAUCCUCCACACACGGCUCGACUCAAACUUCAACUUCUACUGCAUCGUCUGCUAUAGCAGCUUUACCCUCGGGCAAGGCCAAGGCCAAGCCAAAGGAGCUAUCUCCCAGCAGCAGUUGCAGCAAGAAGCCAACGAAGCCUAGUCAAGAUGUGCCGUCAAUCAGUCUGUCCAUUUCCACCACGCCAAGGGCGACGACCAGCACCAGCACUACUACUACACAAAAGACCACGGCUGCCACGCAGACCGAGGGAGCCAAAAAGCUAAUCGGCGGGAUCCACAAGCUGCCCAGUAGCAGUUGUAUUGCGAAGGGAGCCGGAGCCGUUUUGGAGGCCACCGCCGGCAGGCGUGCUGUUAUCAUACUCAACGAUGAUCGCGAAGCAGGCAGGAGCAACAAUGAGUUCAUAUUCGGUGAUUUCAACGAGGAUGAGCUAAAACUCUUCGACGACAACUUGGAUGAUGAGGAGGAGGGCCAGCACAAGCAGUCUUCAAACAAGAAACAGCAAACUGAAGGGGAAUCUGAUGUGACCCAAGAUGACACCGAAGACGUGGACCAAGAUCUGGACAAGGAACUGGAAUGCCUGGGACGACGACCAGAGAAGAAGCAAGAGCGACAGCAGGAUAUCAGCGCCAGCAGCGAUCAGCAUCUGAAUGAUUCUGGUGCGGCUUCGGAUGCAGUCAACAGCUCAGCCAGCCUUGACAUGCUCUCAAUUUCUGCAGAGGCGGCACAAUCGUCACCUAAUGCGGGGGCAACCGCUACCUCAUCCAGCGUCGCCAGUCCCAUUAACUCGUCCACGCCCUCGGGUGCUUCGUCCGCAUCGGCGAGCACGUCCACCUCAUCGUCCUCGGUCUCGAUUUCAUCAUCGUCGGGCGGCAACGGUGCCGCUUGUCUUGCAUCCGUUUCCGGUAUGCUUGGUGGAGUGGCCAAUCAGUCCGGGGACAGCGGCAUCUAUGCUGCCGCCAACACGUCUAUUAAGGAGCACGUUAACACUUUCCUAAGCAAGGCCAGCAGCAGCGAGGAGACGCUGCCGAGUCCCAACUCCAUAUCGAUGCAACAGCUGGAAACAUGCAACGACAUCGAGGCGGCCAUCAUAGCCGCAGCCCGUGCUGCCGCUGCUGCCCGGAGCACCAGCUGCAGUCGCAGCAACUCUCAGGAGCAGGAUGCCUUGCAGCCGCAGGUCAAGACCAAGGCGACUCCCAAUCCGGAGGCGAAGAUGGUUCUGCCUGUGUUUGUGACCUACAACAACAACAACAACGACGACGAUGACGACGAGGAGGACGACGAGAGCCUGCAAGAACUGAGCUUCAUGGCCGACCUUAAGGCGGAUGCAGCCACGGAGGAUAUUGCAAUGCAGCCGCCACCGCCUUCAUGUCCGGCGAUGAUGACCAACACGGAACUAAUCGUCGACUACAUCGCCAAAACCUGGAAUGCCAUUGCCAACAGUAAGUACGUAACGUACUACAACGAGCAAGAGCAGGAGCAGGAGACCUAGAAACCACACAAACAGCAAUCGCUGCAGCGUCAGCGAAAUCGAAAUCAGCAACAUCGGCGUCAAUCACAAUAGCAACGUCAGCAAUAUCGGCAGCAAUCUAACGAGAGCAUCCAACGUCGGCUGAAAUCAGGAGAGCAGAUUGGUUGGAAUAGAGUGUUCUAAAAGUUAAAAUUUUUUUUUUUUUUGCUGGGCUAUUGUUUAUAUAUCUACCGAUAUCGUACACACACUAUAUAUUAUUGCAAUAAUGAUACGCUUUAAUGCUAAUUAAUGUAACGAGUCGAUAGCCGAACUAUUGAUUAACUUUUGCAAGCGCGGCAGCCGAGGAUCAGGGUAGACAUCUAACCCAUGGGGUCACCGUUGUCAAGAAGUAUCUUCAGGUGUUUCCAGUGUGAGUGCAGGAGUACAGGAUCGUGUCGGCUAGGGUUCCGGUGCCGCAUGCCUAAUAGGUUAACUGUUGCAGAAAGAAAAUUUUAUAGAGAAGGAGAGCGUUCAGCUGUGAAUAAGAAGGAAAUCAUAACUAAAUGAAGUGAUCUUACGAAAGCUUCAAGUGAAUAUUUAUUUAACAUAAGUUGACCGAGAUUUAAACGUUUUUUUUUUUUUCGCCUCAAGAAGCGAUGGUCAGAUAGUGAUGUUCAAUCAAGCAUUUGGAUCUGCUUUUGUUAAUUUACAACCUUCUGGAUCCCGAAAACGCAACGUUUUACCAUUACUAUUACUAUUAUUGUACUUUAAUAAUUAUUAUGCAAACGUUUUUUCGUCAUUGUUUCAUAUGCCCAAUUUUUGGGCGCGUUGUUUGGAGGAAAUCCUAAUCCUAGAUAUUAAACCGAGUCAACGUCGCGUGUACAUAGUGGACCAGAAGUCGUGUGGGCAGUUCGAUCUCUGUGUUAUGGAUUAGUGGAAACAGAACAAAUCAGAACAGGAUAGAACAGAGCAAAACAGAAAGCCCCACGGAAGAUAUUUGAUAUGUGUGUAUGAUAACGACUAUUUAAAGUAAACUAUGUAAGGCCGCUUCUUUGCUCCGGCUAGCCAUAAAUAAGCCUCAAGAGGAGAGUAUGUUAAACCGAAUAACCGAAUGCAAACAGAGAACCACAAAAUACCGGCAAAAACACUAUUAUGCACUUACGAAAAAUGCCGCCGUUUAGCUGGGAGAGCCUCAGAUGGUCUCUCCGAGGGUAUAGAAGUAUAGAUAUCGUAACUAUUUAAACAAGAAUUAAUUUAAAAGUAACAAACACGAAAAAGUUCGGCAGUGAAGAAAUGAAUUGGAGUCAAAGGCGGAUACGGAGAAACAAACAAACAAUAAGCGUUAAGUAAACUCGUAAGUAUAAAGAGCGCAACUAAAUUGCUAUCAAUAGGAAUAUACAUUAUAUACGUGCAUCUAUUAACGUAACUUUUUUUUUUUUAAAUGCAAACGUUAACCGUUUAAAAUCGAGUAUGUAACAGCAGGUAGCAGUUAGGUGAACAAAAGUCGGAAUAAAAUUACGGAAAUAAAUCAUUAAUUUAAAGUAUCUAAAGUGCGAAUCGAGAAAGCCUAUUUAAAGCUAAUCAUUAAAACAUUUAAAAGUCCCAUUUGGAAUGCCCAGAGGAAGUGGGCAUGUCCGAAUAAACAGAACAAACAGUGCGAAAUGUUUUUUAGAUAUAUGUGAAACUGUUUUGCUUCAAUCGCUGUAUAUUUUGAAAAUAAAAGUUAAGUAAUAUGCCGUAAAGCGGGACAUGUAUUCAACACCACUCAACACCCCGAGUCCUGACCCUUGAACCUUGACCCUUGACCCUCUAAAACUCCGCAUGCAACACUCGGCCAGAGCUGUUGCUGUGCUGCUCUAAACCAUGUUAGCCAUCCGCAGCAGAAUCAAAAGUCAGAGCAGGAGAAUUUUAACUGAGUUGCUAGGAGGACGAUAAUAUGGAAUAUAUGAAAUAUUUGUAUCUGUACCACACACAUUAAGCAAACAUUAAGGAAACACACACUAGUUUACAAAUUUGGCCUUUUGGCGGUUACCUUAAGGAGCGUUAUAUUUUCUAAUUAAAAUUCUAAAGCGAAUGAGUGUAUCCGAACCCAGCUAACUGUAGGUUUAUCAUACGAAUAUUAAUACCAACCUGCGAAUGGAAUAAACCUGUCAAAAUAUUGUUUAGUGAAUUGUAUUUCAAACAAAUUAUUUAAAUACUACGUGUUUUAUAGUCGACUGGUUAUUAUACCCGUUACUCGUAGAGUAAAAGGGUAUACUAGAUACAUUGAAAAGUAUGUAACAGGCAGAAGGAAGACUUUCCGACCAUAUAAAGUAUAUAUAUAUUCUUGAUCAGCAUCAAUAGCCACGUCCGUCUGUCCGUAUGAACGUCGAGAUCUCAGGAACUAUAAAAGGUAGAUGGUUGAGAUUCAGCAUAAAGAUUCUAGAGACAUAGACGCAGUAUAAGUUUGUUGACCCAUGUUGCCACGCCCACUCUAACGCCCACAAACCGCACAAAAAUGUCACGCCCACACUUUUGAAGAAUUUUUAAAUGAAAAAUGAUAAAAUUUCGCGUUCGCAUUCACAUUAGCUGAGUAACGGGUAUGUGAUAGUUGGGGAACUCGACUAUAGCAUUCCCUCUUGUUUUUCGCCAGUAAACAUUACUUCCUUUUACAUCCAACGCUCUUUUCGAAAAUAUCAAAACAGUUUUUCCGUUCUAUUUAGAAAACACAUGUUUAAUUUCAGCAAACUCAAAUUAGUCUAAGAAACGUGUUUUAAAGACGUACAUCUUUCGUGUAAACUAGUGUUAUAUAUGUACAACCACUAAGUCAAACUAAGCCAAUGUACACUGCAACAAUUUUAGACAAUUGAGAACUAACGAGAAACAGAAACAAGAUACACAAAACCGAAUAUAUAAGGGUAUGGAAAAGAACAUGAAAUUAAAUUAUACGAUAGGCCAGUAAUUAAACAUAAUACUGAAAUAUUAUUAAUUACUUAUAAACAAACGGAAAAAACACAAAAAAAAAAGUUUCUUAUGUGUGUAUUUAUGUAAUAUAUAUAUUGUAGUUGUGUGUAUGUGUAUAUAAAUAGUAAAUUGCGACUCGAGACAAAGAAAAUCACAGAGGCAUACGAAGAAGGAUCAGUCAAGAUAAUCGGACAUUCAUUUUCCCCGCUUAUAGUAAACCGCCUUUUUCGUAGGACGAGGGUGGCUCGAGCUUGGAGUUUGAAGGUCGAGACAUCGGCCGACAGACCAAAACUAGGAUCGUUUGUUUUAGUUUGGCCUUUUGUUUUUACGUAGCUAGCGUAUUGUUCAAUUUAUCGGAUAUUAGAUAUCGGAGUAAUCGCUCGAGUUGCGUACAGUUCAGUCUGCAUUAUUUCCGUCUUGCGUGCACUUGUUGAGUUUGAAAUACAAAAUAACAAUAAUUGGGAACGGAGUGGAGUGGCGAGAAUUGAAGCAGCAGAGAGCACAGUGGGAACUAUAAUCAUAGAUAUACAUACAUGUAACAAAGUCUACGACUAAGUCUAUUUACUACUGAUGAACCUACUAAGUAACCCCCAAUUCCCGAUCCCCCAAAAUUCCAACCCAUCCCUAUAUAUAACUUAUACAUACCAAUAUUUGUACAUGCGAAACAAGCGAAAGGCUUUAGAAUUUAAUCGUAAUGGUCCGAAAAUCGAUUAACCAAUCGAAGCAGAAGCAGCAACUGAAUGGGAAACCGAAAUUUAAUUUAUAAUUUGUUUAAAUUAUCAUAUACUGGAGAGAAGUGUAUUUCUGUGGAGAAUCGAAAUAAAAUUUAACAAAAAAAAAAAAAGAAAACAGCUGCAUUCGAUUUACAAUGAAUUUCGAGGGUUGGGUACACAUAGGAUAUUGCAGGUUUAAGUAUUGAUGAAUGGAGCUGAUGGUGUAAACUAAGGUACCAGAUUUCCUGCAUCAGAUCUAUCCCUUGGGCACCGGCAGAAGGCAACUGGAGGACAUCAUCGAGCGGAAAUGCGACCGGCGUGUUAGAAAUUAAGCUAUUAUUAUUAUUAGUUUUCUAUUAUUAUUAAGACAUAGGAUAUUAUUUAUACAAUAUAAGUGAAUAAAAUAUU